AUGUCCCACCCUCAGUGCGCUGAGGUGAGAGUGCUGCCUGAAGACCUUGAUGAAGUGGAUGAGGAAUUUUGUCAGCUCGAAUUCUCCGCCAGGAAAGUGCUGGAUAGCCUCACACCCACUGAAACAGUGACGAGUGAUUGGAGAAGCUGGUCGCCUCUCUCACCAGAUCCUACGCCUCUGGACGAACUGACAUCAAAACCGGCAGGACAGCGAUCUUCAUUUGACGCCAAACUAAGUGACCAUCACGGCCCGCCUCUUGGGCCCACGUUGCCACUUGCUGUAAUUGACACUGAGGCUGAGCCGUUGCCGCUUGGGAAAUGGCAAUCCAAAGACGAAAAGCCGUCCAGACAUGGACAUCAGGAUUUCAAGGCAGGAUCUUCGUCUGAACUGACUUGGGCGGUGCAAACAAGUGACGACUUUGCACAGCGCCAACGACAGGAUUCUAUUGAUUCGUUCAUGUCAGACAAUUCUGCACUCAACGCUAGAAUGGCUCGACACUUGAGUGGGUGCGAUGUCGAACUGUUGUCUAUGUCAAGCGAUCUCUCAAGCGAUGGCUCCUUGUACAGCGUCGAGAGCGACCAUAUUGCGGGCACUAAUCUAGAGUCUGACCCGGUGUGGACGCGACCGUGGAAAUCACAGGAGGGAGUAGUCCCGGGCACUUGGCUCUGUCCACACUGUGAGCAGGGUCUCAAUGUGAACGAGAGCAGACAAACCGCAGCCAUGAGGGAGGAUUACAAAAAGUUGCAAAUACAGCCGCCAUUCGAGAGACUACCUAGUUGGGGGAUCCUGCAGAGAAAGUGUGGCUUGUGUAACAAGAAGGCAUUUUGCAAGCUGUUUCAGCACGGUAAAAAGCAGGAGCAAGGAGGUGAUUCAAUGGCAGACUAA
Molecule: messenger RNA, 885 nt
Organism: Metarhizium acridum CQMa 102
Lineage: Eukaryota; Fungi; Ascomycota; Sordariomycetes; Hypocreales; Clavicipitaceae
Source: RefSeq, a predicted model, not a curated record